Molecule: messenger RNA, 687 nt
Organism: Mollisia scopiformis
Lineage: Eukaryota; Fungi; Ascomycota; Leotiomycetes; Helotiales; Mollisiaceae
Exons: 2
Coding region: 1-687 (228 amino acids)
Source: RefSeq, a predicted model, not a curated record
AUGGAAGCAAUCACCGUUUUCGAUUUCGAUGCGGAAUAUGCAAAGCAACUGGCAAGAAUGAGCCUCUUUGACGAAGUCCGUGAUCAAAGACGAGAGCUCGAAGAGAACAGAACCGCUGUUGUCGAACAACAAAGCCAUAUUCAACAACUGAAGGAAGACCUUGCCAAGAUGCGAGAACAUUGCCAACACGACGAGGAAGAAUUGACAGCAGCAAAAGAGAAGUUUCGAAAUGAUUGUCCCAGUUGGAUCUUAGACAAUGACAAUUCCAUCUUCGAAAGCAUUGCCUCAUACAUGCAGACACGAUUGGAAGAUCACGAGCCUGGAACCCUUUCAGCUGACAUUGAAGGCGCUGACUUGCGAGCAGAGGUGUAUGAUAAAGACUGUGCUGUGUGGACUGAGAAUGGCCGGAAGUCACUUGAUGCUGUGCAGCAACUCACAGAAAUGGUGGAACAGAAACACCGUAUCGAUAUCCUCAACGGACUUCUCGCUGGCAAGAUCGUCUCUCGAAUCCGUAAAGAGCAAGCGGUAAAGAACGCAGAGACUCUUGUCUCCGGUCUUCAAGCCUCGUCAGAGAUAUGCCAGCAAGCAAUCGUGGUUGCAGAGGCAGAGUGGAACAAGAAAUGGGCUGCGAUAUUCAAGGCCGUGGAUGAUAAGAUUAAGGCUGCUGUUGCAGAAGAAUCCCAAUGA